AUGCGAGCAUCACAGUUUUACAUCAAGACGACCCGCGAGGCACCGGUUGAGGCCGAGACAAUCAGCCACAAAUACCUCACUCGCGGCAGCUUUAUCCAACAAAUCGCAGCCGGCAUCUUCAGCAUCAUGCCAUUGGGACAACGCAGCCUCGACAAAAUACGCACCAUCAUUCGCGAGGAGAUGAAUGCCGCCGGCGGUCUCGAAGUCACCAUGCCGGUGGUGCAGCCCCGCUCCAUAUGGCAAGAGAGCGGUCGGGCAGACACCUACGUCCCGCCCCUCGCAAAAUUCUUGGACCGCCGCGAGCGUGAGAUGGUUCUUGCGCCAACUCAUGAGGAGACGGUCUCAAUCAUGGGGCGUUACGGGAUAGCCAGUUACCGAGACAUGCCGCUCAUCCUGUAUCAAAUACAGACCAAGUUCCGCGACGAAACUCGGUCACGUGGCGGGCUUCUGCGCGUACGUGAGUUUGAGAUGAAGGACGCCUACUCUUUCGAUGCAGACCCGGCAGGAUUGGACACCAGCUACGACGCCAUGGCGCAGGCCUAUCGCAACAUCUUCUCGAGGUGCGGCCUCGACGCGGUAAUGGUUGAGGCCGACUCCGGAUCCAUCGGCGGCAAGGAUUCCGCAGAGUUUGCGCUUCUCGCCGACAGUGGGGAAGACACCGUGCUGACGUGCGAUUCCGAAGAAUGCGAAUAUGGCGCGAACUUGGAAAAGGCUGAGUUCAUCAAGACCCUAAAUGCGGAGGAGAAGGCCGACGAGGUCGAGAAAUUCCCGACUCCAGGAUUGAAGACGAUUGAGGCGUUGGCAAAAGCUGAGGGUGUCUCCGAAUCUAAGACGGCGAAAGCGGUUUUCUAUACGAUCGACGACCAAGUCUAUGUAGUUGUGAUUCGCGGCGACUAUGAGGUGAACGAGACCAAGGUACGGAAUCUGAUGGGUGGUUCUGAGCCUCGCUUAGCGACGCGCGAAGAGGUAGCCGCGGCCGGUUUCGUGGCCGGGUCAGCUUCGGCAGUCGGCAUCAACAGCAAAUACGUGAUUGCCGACGAAUCAGCAGUGGAGAACGCGAAUCUUUUGGCUGGCGCCAAUGAAGAGGGGUUUCACCUCAGAAAUGUCAACUUCGGACGCGAUUGGAACGCGGAUCACAUGGGUGAUAUCGCUGCCGCUCUGGAAGGGCACAAGUGCCCUCGGUGCGACGACGGAUAUCUAAAACAGCAUCGCGGCAUCGAAGUCGGGCACAUAUUCAAGUUGCGGACCGUCUACAGCGAUACGAUGAACGUCAAGUUCAACGAUGUUGAUGGCAAGCUACAGCCGGUAUUCAUGGGCUGUUAUGGCAUUGGAACCGGACGAUUACUGGCCGCGGCAGUUGAAGCUAACCAUGAUGAUCGCGGGAUGACACUUCCCAGAUCCAUCGCACCGUUCGAAGUCGUCGUCGUUGCCGUCAAUAUGCACAACAACGACGAAGUUCGCGAACUCGCCGAGUCGCUUUACCGACAGCUGAACGACGUCGGCAUCGAAACCCUUUUGGAUGAUCGAGUCGAAGCUCCGGGCGCGAAAUUUGCGGAUGCCGACCUGAUCGGGAUGCCUGUACGGGUGGUUGUUAGCCCCCGAAGCAUCCAAAACGGCGGCGUCGAAGUCAAGCAUCGCAAGGCGGCACGAUCCGACUCCACCAUCCACGCCGCUGACCAAGCGAUCUCAGCGGUUCAAGCCAUAUUGAAUUCCUGA
This is a messenger RNA of Geodia barretti, 1716 nucleotides long. NCBI's taxonomy places the organism in Eukaryota, Metazoa, Porifera, Demospongiae, Tetractinellida, Geodiidae. The record is from the annotation of a GenBank genome assembly.